This is a messenger RNA of Cucurbita pepo subsp. pepo (vegetable marrow), 1619 nucleotides long. RefSeq names its product cucurbitadienol 11-hydroxylase. The record is from RefSeq and is a predicted model, not a curated record. Lineage: Eukaryota; Viridiplantae; Streptophyta; Magnoliopsida; Cucurbitales; Cucurbitaceae. Gene Ontology annotation, biological process: multicellular organism development; sterol metabolic process; brassinosteroid homeostasis. Gene Ontology annotation, molecular function: iron ion binding; oxidoreductase activity, acting on paired donors, with incorporation or reduction of molecular oxygen; monooxygenase activity.
GGAGCUUCUGUGAUUACCCAAGAAGCUGUAAAUGGAGCUCCAAUUAUCAAUGUGGUCGCCGGGAUUAGCCAUCGGAGCAGUGGUGGUAAUACUUUUGACGCACUUGGUUUACAGGUGGAGAAAUCCCAAAUGUAAUGGAGUCCUUCCUCCGGGCUCCAUGGGCUUCCCUCUCAUCGGAGAGACCAUUCAGCUUAUAGCUUCCGGCAACACUCUGGACCUUCCUCCCUUUAUCAAGAAGAGAGUGCAAAAAUAUGGACCCAUAUUUCGGACCAGUCUGGUGGGUCGAUCCAUUGUGGUUACGGCUGACCCUGAAAUCAACAGUUUCAUUUACGCUCAAGAAGGGAAGACGGUGGAGCUCUGGUAUUUGGACUCCAUUUCCAAGGUGCUCAAGCAAGACGGUGACACUAGGACAACCGCGGGCGGCGUGAUUCAUAAGUACCUCAGAGGUAUCACUUUGAACCACUUCGGCUCCGAAAGUCUCAAGACGAAGCUGCUUGCUGAUAUCCAGCGAUGCGUCGACAAGGUUCUCGUCCAGUGGUCCAGCCGUCCGUCUGUUGAAAUGCAGCACGGGACUCUUGCUAUGCUAUACGAUUUCAACGCGGAUGUGAUGUUCGGAUAUGACCCAGAGAAGUCGAGCGAGAGUAUCAGCGAGAGCUUAAUCACAUUAGCAGAUGGGUUUAUGGCGGUCCCGUUGAACUUGCCAGGAACGAAGUACAACAAAUGUCUCAAGGCGCAAAAGAAGCUGGUCAACAUGUUCAAGGAUCUUGUCAAGGAGAGGCGUCAAGCUGCUGCUGCUAAUGCUCGAGGGGAUUUUCUUGAUCAGGCCCUGCGCGACAUUGGCAGCGAACAAUUUCUAUCUGAGGAAUUCGUUGUGAAUUUACUGUUCGGAAUUUUAUUCGCUAGUGGGUCGGUGUCGGGAUCGCUCACCUUGAUGCUCAAGCUACUUGCAGAGAAUCCAUCCGUGGUGCGGGAGUUGACUGCCGAGCAUGAAGCGUUUCUUAAACAGAGGAAGGAUCCAGAAUCUCCCAUAACUUGGGAGGAGUAUAAGUCAAUGACAUUUACGCUUCAAGUUAUAUAUGAAACUCUGAGAUUGUCAAACGCACUGCCAUUUCUACUGCGGCGAACAAUAAAAGACCUGAACAUCAAAGGAUAUACAAUUCCAGCGGGGUGGACGCUUAUGGUUGCAAACUCAGCUCUCCACUUGAACCCUGGCACCCACAAGGAUCCAUUGGACUUCAACCCAUGGCGGUGGAAGGACCUAGACCAACACUCUAUUUCGAAGAACUUGCAGCCGUUUGGAGGAGGAUCUCGGCAAUGCGCUGGGGCAGAUUACAGCAGGGUUUUCAUGGCCAUCUUCCUCCACACUCUGCUCACUAAGUAUAGUUGGAGAAAGGUGAAGGGAGGAGACAUUUCUCGAAGUCCUAUUCUGAAAUUUGGAGAUGGGCUUCAUAUCAGCUUCAAAGCCAAGGCUUAGAUUAGUCUGACAUGGGAUGAAAAAUGCUUUCUUUUGGUUUCGACCAACUCCACUUUGAUUCUCUGGUUUUUGUGUGUUAACUAUGUUUUGGUCAAUAAAAAGCUGGAUGGUACCAAGUGUAGUGUAUCACUGUCUUCUUUUUUAA